GAGGUGAAAUGAUAAAUGCAGCAGUGCUUUAUGUGUAUGUUCUGUAUGUUGACUGCUAAUAUAACCCAGCAUAUAAUAGAACACCUCUCUUCUCACUGUCUCACCCGCAGUAAUGGAGCAAAGAGCGAAGCGAAUAAUAGGAUCAGCGAGUGCGUCUCUCUAGGUAAAAGCGUUAACUCUUACGAGGUUCUAUACUCCCAUCAGAUCACUGGGAGGGAUUUACAGACAGGAUAAAGCAGUGUGUCGGAUAUAAACUUGUAUUAUACAGAACCCUUCUCCUUGGGAAAACUGUCAUAAACAGCAACAAGCACAGGAGCAACAGAGGGGCAAGUGCAAGCCCUCCACAGAGCCCAGGAGCAAGCACCAGCUCAUUCCCAGGCUGCACCCCAUCCCUCAGUAUACUCUGCCUGGAUAUUACAUUGGAGUUACAAGAAAUCACUGGGAUUCACAGCUUGUUGGACCAACUUUGAGACUAUGAAGGACUGAUGUUCUGUUGUGAAUGGAUCUCCUAGAAUUCUGCAGACACAUUUGUUGAUCUCCUUCUGCAGACUAUGAGAAUUUCAUAGACAUGUAAAGAAAUUCCAGAUCAAGACAAUAGAAGGAAUGAAUUCAGUUUUGUAAAGAGUACAAUGUACGUGCCAUGAAGAAGACACAUCACAGACCUAAUGAAGUUAUCUUUUACUAUCUUUUCGGGCUAGCAUUCUUCAGAUAUCUUUCUGUGUUCCCAAAAUGAUGGAAAUAUCCUUCAUUAAAUGUGAAAUGUUUGGAAGAACACUUCAUUAAAUAUUCUAAAAGAAGUGAUAUCUUACCAUACGAUGUUGUUUGGCGCCAAAGAUUUAAGUGAUAUUUAGAGGUCACUGCAUAGAAGUUAAAGAAUCCAAAUUAUCCAUAGUUGGAGACCAGUAAAGUCAACACUUUAAAAAAGUUAAUCAGAUGUGGAAGUAUCCUUAAUCAUUGAUUUAUCUAAGUAUGCUUUAUAACAGUAAUACCGAUUUACUAUAGAAACUGGCUGAAAAUAUGGAAAGCCCCAGUGGCAGGAGCUAUGGACCCAGCAAUUUCACAAUUUACAGGGUCAAACUCAACAGCUCCAACUCAAGCUCAUAUUUCACCAGUGUUCAGCUCAUACAAUCCUACAAGCCGCUCAUCAUACCAUGCUACACUUUAGUAGUAUUAAUUGGAAUAUUUGGAAACUACCUGCUCCUGUAUGUCAUCUGGAGAACCAAGAAAAUGCACAAUGUCACCAAUUUCUUUAUUGGAAACCUGGCUUUUUCGGACAUGCUCAUGUGUGCUACAUGUGUGCCCUUCACUCUCGCCUAUGCUUUCAACUCCAAGGGUUGGGUAUUUGGCAAGUUUAUGUGCUCCUUUGUGUUCCUGAUACAACCAGUAACAGUUUACGUCUCUGUGUUCACCUUGACGGCCAUUGCUGUGGACAGGUACUAUGCAACUGUACACCCUUUGAAAAGAAGAAUAUCUGUUACUACGUGUGUCUAUGUCUUGGGAGGUAUCUGGCUUCUGUCCUUCGCUUUGGUUGGACCUGCUAUUGCCCACACUUAUUAUAAAGAGUUCCAACAGCAAGGCUUUGCCAUUUGUGAGGAACUUUGGAUUGAUAAAGAGACAGCAAGGUUGGCCUAUGGGUACAGCACCCUGAUCAUCACAUACAUCCUUCCUUUAUCUGCAGUAUCAUUAUCCUAUAUCUGCAUUACGGUGAAGCUGAAAAACAGAGUGGUCCCAGGCCAUCCCACUCAAAGUCAAGCUGAAUUUGAAAGACUACGCAAGAGGAAGAUAUUCAGGCUCAUUGUGUUGGUGGUAUCAGCCUUUGGAAUAUGUUGGCUUCCUAUCCAUGUUUUCAAUAUUAUUCGGGACAUUGACAUCGAUCUCAUUAACAAGCACUAUUUCCUUUUUAUUCAGCUUUUCUGUCAUUGGUUUGCCAUGAGUUCCUCUUGUUGCAACCCAUUCUUGUAUGCCUGGCUUCAUGACCGAUUCCGCAGUGAGCUAAAGAAGAUGUUCACCUUUAAACGUAAAAUAAUCCCAACUAACAAUUGUGUGGCCGUGAGUGUGAUGCUCUAGAAGUCACCUUGUCUAUUCUUAGUAGCAAAGACAACCUAAGGAUUUAAAUGGUCACUAACCUUUCAACAAACAUUUCAGGGCAAGCUACAAUGUGUAUACUUGGGGAGAAGCACUAUUUCUGGCCAUUACAUAACUUGUGUAUGGCAUAUUUUACCAGUUUUACCCUCUGCAGCCUCCAUCUCUAAUUUUUGGUUGUCCCUGAGCUAGUGGGAGGAGCUGAUUCUAUGAGGACUCCUGUACACUGCAAACACACAACCUAGAAGUGGAAAUCUUGCUCCCAUAUAGUUUCAUACGGCAUUAUCACAAGGAGUAGCAGCAUUGAUGAGUAGUGUAAGUUGUGAAUACAGCAUUGGGUGAAAUAUAACACUUUACCUUUACCUUCAGUAACCUGUUCUACAUUGCUCCUCACAAGAUGGGUUUUAGCAGAUUUUUCAGAAUUAAGAAUACAUUUAGAAAAAUAGGGGAGGAAGGAGCCUGAUAAAUUGGUAGAGAGUCAUUUCUCUAAUAAGAUAUAUUUUUAAUUUUCUUAAAUUUACUUGUACUAUGGAUUUAUGCAAUGUUUGUUCAAAUGUAAGUGACCAUUUAAAACUACUAUGAAACUAUGGUAUGUUCUUUAAGUCACCAAAUGCUUUACCAAUAGGCAUGCCAUGAUCCAUGGGAGAAAACAUCUAUCCCUGGUUUUUCGGAUACUCCUUCAGGUUUAAAAUUAAAAAGUCAGAGAUUCAGUUUCGAUGAACAGUUGGAUUUUCUCACUUAUGACAGCAAUUAGGUCCAGUAACAAUGUGGUAACUGCAGUGAGCCAUUUACCAAGGAACUUAGAUGUCAUCUCUAUAAGAGACACUUUAGAAUACAGAGAUGAAUAACAUUGAUAAAAAUGUGCCUUCUAAGAGGUUUCAUGAUGUUUAUUUUUAUGAUAGCGGACUUUUCUAACGUCUUAAGGGCUGACUCUUCUUGUAAACGUAUUGCUGCCUAAAAGACGUAAAAACAUGCUGCACUGCGAAGUUGCCUAGGUAUGAUCGUGAUACCCGUACAUUGUUCAUUCAACAAACACUCAUCUGAAGCAUUUAAGCCAUUGCUUUUCUAGCUGAAAUUCUUAACCAAUUAAAUGUCAGUUUCUGGUAAAUGAAUGUAGAAGUUAAAAUGCAAAACAUGUAUGUCUGUAAUAAUCAGAAAUGACCAAAAUAAAGGUUAAAGAGUCAACAAUAAAAUAAUAUCCCCAAUUCUUGACUCUUGAUUCUAGUCCUGCCUCCAUUUUAACUCUAAUAUUUUUUUUUAUUACAUUGUUC
Molecule: messenger RNA, 3353 nt
Organism: Hyla sarda
Lineage: Eukaryota; Metazoa; Chordata; Amphibia; Anura; Hylidae
Product: prolactin-releasing peptide receptor-like
Exons: 3
Coding region: 1018-2067 (349 amino acids)
Biological process (GO): G protein-coupled receptor signaling pathway
Cellular component (GO): plasma membrane; neuron projection
Molecular function (GO): neuropeptide Y receptor activity; neuropeptide binding
Source: RefSeq, a predicted model, not a curated record